This is a messenger RNA of Symbiodinium sp. CCMP2592, 168 nucleotides long. Lineage: Eukaryota; Dinophyceae; Suessiales; Symbiodiniaceae. The record is from the annotation of a GenBank genome assembly.
AUGGACGCUGAGUUGCUGCGGAAGCUCGCCCAGCGGUUGCGCAUCGUGGAGGGCAACCGGGCACAGGUCAGCCCUGCGACUCCGAACAAUCAGCCCGCUACAGGCCAGUUCGGCCAGCGCAAGCGCGUUCAGGCCGACUUCGCGAUUCGGGACACUGGGGGCUCAUGA